This is a messenger RNA of Schistosoma spindalis, 1279 nucleotides long. The record is from the annotation of a GenBank genome assembly. Lineage: Eukaryota; Metazoa; Platyhelminthes; Trematoda; Strigeidida; Schistosomatidae.
UAAUCUAUAGAGUUUUAUUACUAAUAAAAUCAAUAACACAUACCAUUUCUUUUCAUUUAUAUUUAAAUCAAUAUCAAAUCACAUUUCAAAUCAUAUGAUCAAAACUAAAUAGAUACAUUUGUUUUCCAUAGUAUAUAAAUAUGUAGAAAACUAACAUAGUAACUAAAUUCAAUUUUAAUUAAAUUUUCAUUAUUAUUAUUAUUAUUAUACAAUCAUCAAUGAAUAUGAAAUUAUCAUUUAUAAAUCGUUCAACUCAAGUGAAUGAAAUAUUAUCAAGUUGUUUAGUUGAUGCUCAAUCAUAUACAUGUCAAACUAAUGAAAAAUUAAUUAUUAAUAAUAAUGAUAUAUUUAAUCAAAUUGAAACUUAUAAAAAUGUUACAUUUAUUGAUUUAGAUGAGAUACAAUUAACUGAUAAUAAAUUAUUAGAUAAUUUAAUUAAAGAAUCAUUUUUAUGUUCUAUAUGUCGUGGUCUAUUAGUUCGUACACGUUUAUUAUCAUGUGGUCAUCAAUUUUGUCGUGAAUGUUUAUAUUAUUGGUUUAAAAUACGUAAUACAUGUCCAUUAUGUAGAAAAUAUGUAAAUAGAAAUGUUUCUGCAAUAAAUAUUGAUAAUUUUUUAGAUGAAUUAAUUGAUCAUGGAUCUAAUGAAGCAUUAAAAUAUCAACGUAAACAACGUAAAAAUGAAAAAGCAAGUGAAUUAUUAGAUUAUAAAUAUGAUACAAAUAAUUCAAGAGAUCUAUUACAUACUGUUACAGAAACUUAUGUUCAAACUACAGCAUAUGUUGAUAGUACACAAAGUAAUGUGAUGACAAAUAGAACAACUUACUACUCAAAUAUGGAUGAAUAAAAUUGAUAAAGAAUAGGCAAUAAUCAUUAACAAUUUCACAUAAUCUUUGUUUUAUUUUUCAUCAUCUAUGGAUAAUGAAUAAAUAACUACGUAAAUAUGAAUCUCUGAGUUUGUUUUUUUGAAAACUAUGUAAAUGUUGACAUGACAACAAGUUUGUCAAUAUAUGUGCUGGUUAAUUAUGUAAAAUGUCAUUGAUUCAUAAGCUGAAGAUAAUAUAUUCUCUGAGUAAUUAUUUAAUUAUCAUUGCUGUCAAAUACAUCACAUCAUCUAAUUCAUUAUAUACAAUUUCAAUUGUAAACAAGUAAAUAAGAAAAGACAGUUUAUGUUAGGUGACUGAAGAUGACCAGCAAGAAGCUUCUUAUAUCAAAUAAUCCAUGAUUUAGAUAUAAAGUAUAUGAUAUCAAGUCAUUCACACGAGUAGUUAUAUUGCAACU